UUAGAGUAACACAUCCGCUGAGCAAAGCCUCUGAAGAGGAGCCGUUUUAAAAUGCGCGAUCAUUCAGAUGAGGUAGUAGGAGGCAGAAACUGAGGCAUAUGGGAAGUCUUUAAAAUAGACAGUGAGUUGGCCCUCUGAACUUCAUGUUGUGUUUAGUUAAAGGAAGGAGAUGUGUCUGAGAUGAAAGAAAAGUUUUGAGGUGUUGAAACAUAAUUUUCUGAUGGCGUCUGCUUCUGGUAGCAUAGAGAAGGAUAAGCCACCAACACUGCCUGUCAAACAGCACAGGCGGUCCAGCAUGGAGUCCGACUCUGUGUUCAGCCCCGCUGGACUUCAGCAUCACAGCUUUGGAUACAGCAACGUCUUCUCUGAACCCACCGACUGUCAUGCAGCCCAGUGUCCCAUCCACCAUCGCUACGAUCCCUUCAAACACCAGAUGAGAUUUUUCUCUGAUGGAACACCACCCCCUGUUCCAAAGAAGAGGCUAACCCGGACCCUCUCCCUUCCUGGUAUCGAUCCCCCGGCACCCUGUUCCCUCUCUCCGCUCUCUCCUCUGCAAAGACGUCCUCAGAACCUUGACAACCCCAUCUAUAUGAUGGCACCGAUACCUGAUACUUUCAUCUAUGAGGACACUGAACACUUUAAACCAGCCAAAAGAAGCCCUGCUUCCUUACCGACCCUCUCCCAGCUGUCUUUUGAUACCCCAGACGAACACCUAGCCUCUAUCUUUGAUAACUUUGAAGACCAGAGUGUUGUCUCUGGGCGGAUUCAGCAUUGUCAGCAGUUCUUCCUUCGAAGCAUGGCCCAGAGCAUUGAGGACCGCAGGAUCCUACAGGGGAAAGAGAGGGAUUCCGACCCAUAUGAGCCUGAGGAUUUCCUGCUGUAUGAGGGCAGCAAGCCAAAGAUGAUCGGAGACAAGACCUACUACAGCCUGCAGAGCCCAAAGUUUCCUGGGAGGGUGCUUGGUUUGAGGGUAUGCAAAGAGACAAAGCCGGCUCCCUCAGCUCGUAACAAUGAGCCGCUGCAUGCAAAUGUGCAAGAUGUCAUCACUUAUUUUCAGCCAAGCAUAAACAGGGAAAACGAGACCACCACAAUGCAAGAUCUUUCCUCCUCUGCAGAGUCAGACUGCAGGGCUCCUAAUCCAUCAGACGGGGGCAGCACUGAGAAAGCUUCUUAUUGUCCCAGCACAACUCUCACAGUUAAGUCUCUCCUGCAGAGAGGACACUGUGUGACCAUUGAACGUGAUCUGCCACACGCCACUCUGGAGGACUUUGUUCAGGACAGCUGCUCAGUGCAGCACCGCGAAUGUCAGGAUUACGACAGACAGGUGUGUGUUCUGCUACUGCAGGUCGUAAUGGCCUCACACCAUCUGUACAGCAACCGUGCCGCUGCAGCUGAGCUCAGACCCAGAGAGAUCCUUCUGGUUUGGCCCAGCAGGGAGAGAUACAACAGUGGAGAUGUGCUAGAAGGGGAUGGUCAAAGAGGUUGGGUCCAAGAGUUAUGGAGAAAAUAUGGCUCUCCCUGUGUGCUAGUAACACCACAAUCUGCUCUUUUGGCCCCUCAACCUCUGACCUCCAUUAAAUGCCAAAUGGGAGCCCUAAUUCAGUUCUGCCUGGGCCCACAGGAAGGCCCCAGAGAACCAACUCUGUCCAUAUUCCGAAGAGGGCUUCUUCAUUUGACCUCCCUGCUUCAAAGUGAGACCGGCCCCCAGAUGACAGACAUAAUGGCCAUGCUUCAGGUACUCCUCUGGGGCCCUCGGGUCACCUUCAACAACACGGCCUCUUCUUUGGUCACAGCUGUGCAGAACUGGCUCACUGUCAAGCAAGCUCUGCUGGUGAUGAAGCUGGCAGAGGCGAGACUGAUUCAGGAUCAGUCUAGUCUGGACUGGGAGGACUACAUGUGCUUAAAAUAUCUGCCAUUCACUGAUUCUGAAACAGUAGUGGGUGUGGCCACACACCUUUGCAACAUCCUGAGCUGAGUUUAUCAUCAAGAUACUUUUAGAACGUGGACAAAAUACUGGCAGAAAGGACCAGGUUGAUCCUUGCUUUAGUUCCAGUCUUCAUAUUGACGUAAACGGGUCUGAUAAAGUUCUGAACCUAUUAAAAUAAUGAAAACUUGCUUUCUUUAUAAACCUUUGAACCAAAGAGAUGGGAUCCUCUAAUACACAGGCCUGUCACAGUGAUCUCAUGUAAUUCAUAUCUACUUUACAUUUCUUCUCAUCAAUGUUUCAACAGAAAUGCUGUUACAAUACAAACAAUUUCCUCCUUAAAUGUCUUGGAGAUAAUUGUGCUACUGUCUCUAGUUUGUUAUACUUGAAGGUAGCUACAGUACCAAGUCAGCGUUUCGUUAUAAUAAAACAAAGACAUUUAAAUUAAGGUGAAUUUUGUCUAAUCCACACGAAGUCAAAGGUAUACAGACACCUCCACAAAUAUGGAGAGGAACCACACCCGUUUUGUAGCCAUCGACGAGCUUCUGGUAUAUUCCUGGCUGGACAUUUUAACAUUCUUGUCAUAAAUCAUUUAAAUCGGUUGGCUUCCUGACAGAGACAUGGAUUUUAAAGAGUUCACAAAUAUUCAGUUGUGUUGAGGUCUGUCUCACACUAGAAGCUUAAUAUCAGCAGAAAACCAGUUGUGUCCAGGUGUCAGACAUCUGAUCCAAACUGUCACCCUAAGAGAACAUAAAAUGGGUUAGAACCUUUAAAGAGCAACCCAGGAACCACCUCAAGGCUUCCAUAAACUUCAAGAUCCUGGAACACAAGUCCCUAGCUUUCAAAUCUAAGCACUGUCAAGCACGAUGGUGGUAGCAUCAUGCUGUGGGUGACAAAAGAAUAUUGUCUUUUCGGGUGCUCCCUCAUGCAGGGGUCGCCACAGCAGGUCAGUACAUCUCACAAAGGCUUUUAUACUAGAUGCUCUUCAUGCAACCUGUUUAAUAUUUUGUGAACCAUGCUUGAAAGCUAGGUGUCUUGCCAGGAAACCAACCCGUUUAAAUGGACUCUACCAUUUCUGAUAAGAAGAACAGUUAAAAAUCCAGCCGGAGGACUGUUGAUGUCUAGAAAAGGCGUUUGGCUUCUCUGCAGUUUGCUAUAGAGCAUUUAACCAACUAUUAGCACAGUGUACAAAUAGAAAAGCCUGUAAGCGUAGUUUUGACCCUGUUUGGAUUAGGAAACAUUAAAACUUCUUAAAAUUGAUUGUAAAAUUCAAGUGUUCAAAGCUGAAAGUGAUAAAAUUCCUGCCCAUGAGUGCAAAUUGUAGUGUAAAUAACGCAACGUUUAAAUAUUAAACAUAUUGUGUUACAUUUAGUCCCAAACUACUUUUUUUUUUUUUUUUUUUUACACAUCUAAAACAUCUCCCUGCUUCCAGUUUCACAUUACAAAACCACAGCAACUGACAUGAUCAAUACCCCUACCCUCACACUGCACAGUACGGUCUAAAAACCUUGAUUCAUUCAAGCUUUCACCCAAUUAACCUGAAGACCACACGUUAUAAGGUGAGCACUUUUAUUUAGUAGUUACAACAUGCAGAUCUGUACUAAGUGGAUCAAAACAAAUUAAAACCAUGCACACAUUAAAAAAAAAAAAUUAACAGGAAAAUCAACUGCUAAUUACUAUCAAAACAUCUACCUACAUGAGUACGAUUUCAAUUUAUCUUAAAUAUACUGUGGAGAUAGUCAGGGGUAGGUUGAACAAGAACAUUACGGUUUAAAUGGUGGUGAGGAUGUAAUGCCCAGAUAUCAUGCAGGCUUCUGCUUUACAUUCCUGCUCUAUUUAACAUCUUAACUCUAGUGCAACUCUUACUGAAACACAGCACGGAGCAGGUAAAGGCAAAU
Messenger RNA from Girardinichthys multiradiatus, 3822 nucleotides. RefSeq names its product PEAK family member 3 (gene peak3). Bases 221 to 1975 code for a protein of 584 amino acids. Gene Ontology annotation, biological process: protein phosphorylation. The record is from RefSeq and is a predicted model, not a curated record. The transcript has 4 exons. NCBI's taxonomy places the organism in Eukaryota, Metazoa, Chordata, Actinopteri, Cyprinodontiformes, Goodeidae. Gene Ontology annotation, molecular function: protein kinase activity.